AGUUGCUUGUUUUCCACCGAGAUGAGCGCAAUAAGCACCGCCCUGCUGCUCUGCCUGAUCCUUACCAUCGGUCUGUUCCUUGGCCAAGGUCGGGCGAAUCCCGUGGAGGCGAAUGAUCCCGAUAUUCCCGCACCCGAUGCCAACGAACUGGACAUCGAUUUCGGGGAGGAGGACGCCACCGACAAGCCACUGGGCAUAGUCUCGAUCAAGGUGCGCCACAUUCAGCCGGACCCCACCUACUGCGCCCAGCUCUCGCCCCACCACCCACACCAACCCCAGUGCCACAGCUACUGCAAGCGCCAAGGUCACUGGGUGGGCCAGUGCAAGAAGAACACCUGCCAGUGCUUCUCCUAGGUCUACUUUGACAGUGAGCCGAAACAUCGUGUUUUUUUUUUGAGUGCAUAUAUGUAUAUGACGAAACUGUGCAAAUGUACUUUAUAUGAAUGAAAGUGAAUCAAAUGACUCAAAUCAAACUCAUAUUAUGUAUUCUCUGACCUACUUACAUACUUACAUGCACUGAUUAGAAAAAGCAGAACCUUAAUAAAUCUUAAAUUCACUUCUA
Molecule: messenger RNA, 562 nt
Organism: Drosophila sechellia
Lineage: Eukaryota; Metazoa; Arthropoda; Insecta; Diptera; Drosophilidae
Exons: 1
Coding region: 22-354 (110 amino acids)
Source: RefSeq, a predicted model, not a curated record